Molecule: messenger RNA, 1308 nt
Organism: Rattus norvegicus (Norway rat)
Lineage: Eukaryota; Metazoa; Chordata; Mammalia; Rodentia; Muridae
Source: RefSeq, a predicted model, not a curated record
UUUUUUUUUUGUCUGUGUGUGUGGUUUUUUUUUCCUCUCUCGAUUCGCUGGCAGUCGCCGCUGCCUGGGUUCACGCUCCUCCCAGCCCUGACCCCCACGUGGGGCCGCCGGAGAUCCGAGCUCCGCCCUUUCCUACCUCCAGCCAAUCUCAGCGCAGGCUACUCGGCUCUUUGUGCCUCCACCAAUGGAUGGGCGGUGCAUGCCUCCCCUGGCCACGCCCUCUCCCGGGCGGUCUUAUAAGCGGCUUGCAGCGCCGGCGCGCUCACUCCGCGUCAACCCGGGAUCCGUGUCACCUCCGUCUUCUUGGAUUAAUUUCGAGGGGGAUUUUUUUGCAAUCUUCUUUUUAAUCCUGCUUUUUUCUUGGGAAAGUAAGUCCCACCGCCUCCGGAAAGCCUCGGACACUUCUGGUCGCGCGGGAAGGUUUUUACCUCUUGGGUUCGGAUCUGGACGAGUGCUUUGCCUUGGGGAUCUUCCGUGGGGGUCCGCUGUGAAGUGUGACUGAAUCAUGACCCUGGAAGAGCUGGUGGCGAGCGACAACGCGGUUCAGAAGAUGCAGGCGGUGACUGCGGCGGUGGAGCAGCUGCUGGUGGCCGCGCAGCGUCAGGAUCGCCUCACCGUGGGGGUGUACGAGGCGGCCAAACUGAUGAAUGUGGACCCCGACAGCGUGGUCUUGUGCCUGCUGGCCAUAGACGAAGAAGAGGAGGAUGAUAUUGCUCUGCAAAUUCACUUCACCCUGAUCCAAUCGUUCUGCUGCGACAAUGACAUUGACAUCGUCAGGGUAUCAGGCAUGCAAAGGCUGGCGCAGCUCCUGGGUGAGCCGGCAGAGACUCUAGGCACAAACGAGGCCCGAGACCUGCACUGCCUCCUGGUCACGGUGAGUGACCCACCCCGCCCUGAUCACCUGGGUCCCGUGUUUGUCAACAUAGCUGGGCUGGCUGCUCCAACACCAGCUCACUGCCCAGCCAUGCUCGGCAUGUCCCGUGGGCUGCCUCGUCACCCUGGCAGCUAUUUUGAGCUAGCCUGUUUUUCUCUAAUAGGGCUUCUGGAGCUGAACAGAGGCUCCCUACCGAACUCCUAGAGCUCCCACUAAACCCUUUCUUUUUCUCCCUCCAACAGAACUGUCAUACAGAUUCCUGGAAAAGCCAAGGCUUGGUGGAGGUGGCCAGUUACUGUGAAGAGAGCAGAGGCAAUAACCAGUGGGUCCCCUAUAUCUCUCUGGAGGAACGCUGAGGCCCACUCUAAACACCUAAAGCAACUGUUGAGUUGCUGUCCCCUAAAAAAAUUAAAUAAAAUACAUAUUUGACAGCG